Tetrahymena thermophila SB210 is the source of this 933-nucleotide messenger RNA. RefSeq lists its product as hypothetical. The transcript has 4 exons. NCBI's taxonomy places the organism in Eukaryota, Ciliophora, Oligohymenophorea, Hymenostomatida, Tetrahymenidae. The record is from RefSeq and is a predicted model, not a curated record.
AAAAAAAGAUUUGCAAAAGAAAAAUCUAUGAAGUUAGAAACUUUUAUACUAAACAGAACUUAUCGAAGGAAAAUAGCUCUUUUAUUAUAUAGAGACACUCUCAAAUAAUGCAAAGCUUUUAAAGAUGAUUAUUCUAGUUAAAUAUUACUUGAAAUAAUAUAGUAAACUUAUCGCAUUAAUAGAUAUCAAACAAAUGUUAACUUUUUAAGGGAAAAUUUUAUGAUUGGAAGGUCAGUUCUUUAGCUUUUCAAAUCAGCCAACAUUUAUAAUGAUGAAAAUUAGAUUAAAAAAAUAUUAAGAAUUGCCCACAAUUGGAGUAAUUACAUAAAGAUUUAAAAUUAAGAUAAUAAAAGAAAAUUUGAAAUAGAAUUCAAUUAGAAUGGAUUAAAAUAAUAUUUAGAAGAUGAUAGUGAAUAGGAAGAUUUUUAAAGUAUACAAAAUUUUUAAGAAAGCUCAACAUAAAAUAAUAUGAGUGAUUUAGGUAAAUUAAAUAUAUCUAAAAGAACAGCUUUCCCAUGGUAGAGAAUCCUAUAGCAGAGCAAACAGUUUUAAAACUUGGAUUUUGAUAAAUAAUUAUUUGUGCAUUAAAUUAUAGAAAAAUGUAUAGAGCCUUAAAUAACGAAUAAGAGAUAUAGAAAUUUAGCUGAGUAUAUUGAUGAUAGAAGAUCUGAAAAUACAGAGUCUAGAGUAGAUUAUAGAGAUUAAUUUGAGGAGAGAGAACUCAUCAUAAAGAUAUAGGAUACUAAUAAAGCCUAUUAAAACUACUUAGGAUAAAUCUUUCAUUUAGAAAAAUAUAAGUAGCCCCUAUUAAAAUAAAAUAACUCUAACUCUGAGGUCUACUAAUUAUUUAGUAACUUUGAUUUUAUUUUGCCAUUUUAAUUUCCAACUGAAAUUGAAGGUAGUUAAAAAGAUAUAAAAUUUAAAUAAAAAUGA